This is a messenger RNA of Mus musculus (house mouse), 2966 nucleotides long. It is a transcript of the gene Slc18b1, whose product is annotated as solute carrier family 18, subfamily B, member 1. Gene Ontology annotation, biological process: transmembrane transport; polyamine transmembrane transport; proton transmembrane transport. Gene Ontology annotation, cellular component: transport vesicle membrane; synaptic vesicle membrane. The coding region runs from base 234 to 1661 and encodes 475 amino acids. NCBI's taxonomy places the organism in Eukaryota, Metazoa, Chordata, Mammalia, Rodentia, Muridae. Gene Ontology annotation, molecular function: transmembrane transporter activity. The record is from RefSeq and is marked validated. The transcript is spliced from 14 exons.
AAGCUCCCGUGGGUCCCCGGUUCCAAGGAUCAGCGAGGUUUCUUGUCCCGGCUCAAGUCUUCACCUCUGGACCGGAAUGCGGAGUCCGAUCCCCGCAGCUCGCCCGCUGCCACCGCACCUCGCCCGCUGAGCCUGGAGCGCCGGAAGACCCCGAGAGCGGCUCAUGGACGAGGCGGGCUCCCCGGCUCCUGCAGGGACAGGAGGAGGUGACUGUUUUCAGCGCGUAGCUCGCCAUGGGCUUAGGGCCUGUGUCUUUAGGAUAUAAUGGCUUAGCUUGUUUUGUUGUUGUUGCUGCCGCUGCUGUUGUUGUUUCUGAGACCUUCAAGCAGGGUGAUGACCCUGGAGGAAGUACAAGAGAGACAUCCCGGCGACUGUCAAGAGAACAGAUUUUUGUGCUGGUAUCAGCAGCAAGCAUGAACUUGGGUUGCAUGAUGACCUAUUCCAUCCUUGGACCAUUUUUCCCUAAGGAGGCAGAAAAGAAGGGAGCCAGCAACACCAUGAUUGGAAUGAUCUUCGGAUGCUAUGCGUUAUUUGAAUUGCUGGCAUCUUUGGUGUUUGGAAAAUACCUUGUACACAUUGGAGCCAAAUUUAUGUUUAUAGCAGGAAUGUUUGUCUCAGGAGGAGUUACAAUUCUCUUUGGUGUGUUGGAUCAACUUCCGGAAGGACCGAUAUUCAUUGCCAUGUGUUUUCUGGUGAGAAUAGUAGACGCCAUAGGCUUUGGUGCGGCCAUAACAGCAUCGUCAUCCAUCCUUGCUAAGGCUUUCCCAAACAAUGUGGCUACAGUCAUGGGAAGUCUUGAGGUUUUUUCUGGACUGGGGCUGGUAGCAGGCCCCCCUUUAGGUGGCCUUUUGUAUCAAUCCUUUGGCUACGAGGUACCCUUUAUUUUUCUGGGGUGCAUAGUCCUGCUGAUGAUACCACUCAACCUAUACAUUUUGCCUAGUUAUGAGUCCGAUCCAGGGAAGCAGUCCUUCUGGAAACUUGUCACCUUACCCAAGAUGGGCCUCCUAGCCUUCGUGAUCAUCUCUCUCAGCUCCUGCUUCGGCUUCCUGGACCCAACCCUGUCUCUCUUUGUCAUGGAGAAGUUCAGUCUGUCAACUGGAUACGUGGGCCUGGUCUUCCUGGGUCUGUCUCUAUCCUACGCCAUUUCUUCGCCGCUGUUUGGUCUACUCAGCGAUAAGAUGCCUACUCUAAGGAAAUGGCUUCUGGUUUUUGGAAACUUAAUUACAGCUGGGUGCUACAUGCUCUUAGGACCUGUUCCUCUUCUGCACAUCAAAAGUCAGCUCUGGCUUCUUGUGUUGGUGUUGGUUGUAAAUGGCAUCUCCGCUGGAAUGAGCAUCAUCCCGACCUUCCCAGAGAUGCUCAGCUGUGCAUAUGCAAAUGGAUUUGAAGACAGCAUAAGUACGCUGGGACUUGUAUCUGGUCUUUUUGGUGCCAUGUGGUCAGUUGGAGCUUUCAUGGGACCUAUCCUGGGCGGAUUUCUGUGUGAGAAAAUUGGUUUCGAGUGGGCAGCAGCUAUGCAAGGCUUAUGGACUCUGCUAAGUGGUGUUUCGAUGGCCUUAUUUUAUCUCUGGGAGGACUCAACGGCAAGAAGAAGAUCUAAAGCUCAGAACAGCCUUGGCACAGAGGAGGAACGAGCUGCUCUCUUGCCCAAUGACACCUAGCCUUGAGAGCUCUGGAUUGAUCCAGAUCCAGAGACAGGUGCCUUGACUGUGACUGCAGUGGCUGGAGGAGCUUCCUGUGAUCCGUGCUUCCUGCACCCACACCCUGGAAGUGUCAAGCUGCAUUUACAUGACCGGGAGCCAUUCUCUGCUUCCUGUAGUUCCAGAAAGCUGGCUCACCAAGGCAACAUCUAUGAGAAAGGGCAAACCAGCCAACCGGAGCAGUGUUUCUAAAAGACCGACCUUGCCCGUCAGGUUUUUAUUGACCGUCUUUGCUUUCUUAUUCUUGUGUUCACUUUUCACCCCAAGUUCACUCCAAAGUGUUGUGGAUGUACGUCUUAAAAUGAAGCUAUUUAAUUCACAUUGAACAUAUAAAAUAGAACGAAUAAUUUCAUGAAACCGGUUUUGAAAGAUGGCCUUCCUCUACACUGAAGUUUGUACUCGUCAAAAAGGCAAAAUUCCUGCCUACCAUAUAAAAACUCCAGAGCAUUUCUUUUUUUUUUCUUCAACAUUUUUUUUUAAUUAGGUAUUUUCCUCAUUUACAUUCCCAAUGCUAUCCCAAAAGUCCCCCAUACCUUUCCCCCCACGCCCCUACCCACCCACUCCCACUUUUGGCCCUGGCGUUCCCCUGUACUGGGGCAUAUAAAGUUUGUAUGUCCAAUGGGCCUCUCUUUCCAGUGAUGGCCGACUAGGCCAUCUUCUGCUACAUAUGCAGCUAGAGUCAAGAGCUCCAGGGUACUGGUUAGUUCAUAAUUUUGUUCCACCUAUAGGGUUGCAGAUCCCUUCAGCUCCUUGGGUAUUUUCUCUAGCUCCUCCAUUGGGGGCCCUGUGAUCCAUCCAAUAGUUGACUGUGAGCAUCCACUUAUAUGUUUGCUAGGCCCCAGUCCAGAGCAUUUCUUGGCUUUCAGUUUUUCUAAAAAUGUUCGCAUGGCAGGUCCAAGAAAAAACAAUGCAUGCACUUGAGUCCUGUGACAUUUCCUUUCAUGAUCUUGGCUUCUACACAUUAUUUGCAUAACAUUGUUUGUUUCUAUUCUUAGCAUGUCUUUGUUUUAGUCUCAUUAUUUGUUUGCUUAUUGUGUUUACUACUUUUCGUACUCUUGGGAAAUGUGUUCCAUCACGAGGCAGGGCCACACCUGCCUCCGCCCAGGUAAGCGAGUCGUGUGCUCCACGUUGGAGAAACACUCCAACUUCACAGAAAAUCCUUGCUGCUACUUGAAGUUAGAAUGUCAAUUUUGUACCUCCUGAUUCAUUUCCAUAUUGUAGUAGCUACAUUUCCUUUUGAAGAGAAUAAUAAAUGAUUUUUGUCUA